AUGAGGUUUAUGCAGGAAUGGAAUCUUACAAGUGAGAAGAUCCUGCGCUUAGUUCAGCCAUCAGAUGGAUGGCAGUACAGGGAGCUGAAAAAGGAUUGGGAAAUACCAAUGAAUUUUGUGGAUCCCAAAGAAAUUGACAUCCCGAGUCACGGAACUAAAAACCGCUAUAAAACAAUUUUGCCAAAUCCUCUAAGCAGAGUGUAUUUGAAACCAAAAAAUCCAUCUGACUCCUUGAGUACCUACAUAAAUGCUAACUACAUUAGGGGAUAUGGAGGUAAAGAGAAAGCUUUCAUUGCAACUCAGGGACCCAUGAUUAAUACCGUGAAUGAUUUCUGGCAGAUGGUUUGGCAAGAAGACAGCCCUGUCAUUGUUAUGAUCACAAAGCUGAAAGAAAAAAAUGAGAAAUGUGUGCUCUAUUGGCCAGAAAAAAGAGGAAUCUAUGGGAAGGUUGAAGUCCUUGUUAACAGCGUGCAAGAAUGCGAGAACUAUACUGUCCGUCAGCUUACAAUAAAGCAAGGGAGUCAGUCUCAGAGUGUGAAACACUACUGGUACACGUCCUGGCCGGACCACAAGACCCCCGACAGCGCUCAGCCUCUGCUGCAGCUCAUGCUGGACGUAGAAGAGGACAGGGUGGAAUCACCUGGCAGAGGGCCUGUCAUUGUGCACUGCAGUGCUGGUAUAGGAAGAACUGGAUGUUUUAUUGCCACGGCCAUUGGUUGCCAGCAGUUGAAAGAAGAGGGAGUUGUAGAUGCAUUGAGCAUUGUCUGCCAGCUACGAGUGGAUAGGGGUGGAAUGGUUCAGACCAGCGAACAGUAUGAAUUUGUGCACCAUGCAUUGAGUCUGUAUGAAAGCAGACUUUCUGCAGAAGCUGUCCAGUGAAGCCAAGGAGGGUAAACCCGAAUGUCAGUCUCUUGAGGUAAUUUCUUUCAUUACCUACCAGCAGCUUCUUCAAGGAGUUUACUGCAGUGGGAAGAGUGGCUUUGAGGCCAACUUCUGAAAGGAUUGUGGACGGUUUGGUGAAGUAUAGAGAUUGCUGGACCCUUACUGUAUAUGAAUGUAUUGUGAGCUUCCCAAAAAUGAUUUAUAAAGAAGGUACCGUACUGAAACUACACAUGGAUUUCACAUAUAUAUCUAAAGGUGGGUUUAAUUCUGUAAUACUGAUAUCUGCCAUAUGGAAUGUAUGUAUGUGCUACUGCUGCAGUCGGAUGGACAUUGGAACUUCCACAGAAGAAAUGUUUAUCAAGUGUAUAAAUGCUUUAACGUUUGCAAACUGUCUUGUGAAUGGACUGUCAACUGUACUGUAAAGUGCUAUUACUGAUUAUGUGGUGAGCUUGUUUCUUGGCCACAUAAUAUUCUUGCUGCUAAAAUUGCAAGUGUUCAAUUAUGGAUUAAAAACAAGAAGAUGAGAUAAUAAAAAAAACAAAAGUCUUGUUUUUGAAAAUAUUCAAAAGCAGUUAAUAUUUUAUAUGGAAAUAUAUGUUCUUCAUUCUAUUAACUAUUAAAUGUGUAUUUACUUAGGUCUUACAGAGCAGUUGCAGAGCACAAUGUCUGUUAUUCAGUAUGUAUGUAUUUACCCUGUACUGUUGAUUGUCUUAGAACAUGCUUCUGCUACAGACCUGAAUCCAGUGUAUUUGUAAAUUGUGUAAGUCAUUUUACUUUUAAAGGAAACUUUGUAGCAUAUAUUAAAUGGUAAGGAUUUUAAAUAUUUGUCUGUCUUUUAUUAAUAUGGGAUUUUUUUGCUUAUGUUGUUUAUCUGCUCUAUCUCUUUCAGUAAGAGAUAGAUGCCUUCAGUGAUACGAACUGCUCCACUACAGGUUAUACGAGAAAGAAAAUGCUGCUAUGACUGUUUCCUUUACUGUUCAGUAAGAGUUUGUUUUUAAGAGAAAUGCAAAGUUGGCAUUUUGACUUACAGCACUGGGGGGUCUGUUUACAGGGUAUAACGAGUUUUUAAUGCAGUGAUGUUGACUUUGCUUCAUACUGCUAAUAAAUUACACUUGGUAUAAAA
Balearica regulorum gibbericeps (East African grey crowned-crane) is the source of this 2005-nucleotide messenger RNA. The record is from RefSeq and is a predicted model, not a curated record. Lineage: Eukaryota; Metazoa; Chordata; Aves; Gruiformes; Gruidae.